Peniophora sp. CBMAI 1063 is the source of this 234-nucleotide messenger RNA. The record is from the annotation of a GenBank genome assembly. Lineage: Eukaryota; Fungi; Basidiomycota; Agaricomycetes; Russulales; Peniophoraceae.
AUGUCGCAACUAUCAGAGGAGAUGAAGGCGCGCCUGGCCGCGCGCGACGCACACGUCCGCGAGUCGUGGGUCCGUUCGAUGGAGGCGCGAAUUGUGCGCGACAUGCUGCAGGAGUGUCACCGUGUAGAGGGCGUGAACCACUAUGAGAAGUGCCAGGAUCUCGCGGAUAGGUACACCUCUAUGCUUGCGGACAGCAGGGUGAAGGGAUAUAAGCAGGUCGACACGACAUUCUGA